Plasmodium coatneyi is the source of this 8163-nucleotide messenger RNA. RefSeq lists its product as uncharacterized. Lineage: Eukaryota; Apicomplexa; Aconoidasida; Haemosporida; Plasmodiidae. Gene Ontology annotation, molecular function: protein binding. The record is from RefSeq and is a predicted model, not a curated record. The transcript has 5 exons. The coding region runs from base 1 to 8163 and encodes 2720 amino acids.
AUGUCGAGGGUCAGGCAGAAAAUAGCCACAUUCAACCAGGAAAAUGAAAGGAAAGGCGAAAUCCCUGAUAGGCACAGGAACGAUACAAAUGUGACAAAAUUUUCUCACGUAAAAUGGAAUGAGGAUGCCUACUUAAAAUCGGAGGGAAGGGACAAAUUAUGUACCUUGAAAGACUUAAACCUCAAUGGAGAUUAUUUAAUUAAAGGGAAAAGGAAAAUGAAGAAAGCAGAUUCUGCUAUAAAAAAUAACCAACUAAUCUUGCAAAACAAGUAUGACUAUUUUUUAAAAAAAAAAAACGACACUUUUGCUAUCCAGAAUGGGAACAACAUGAGCUACAACAUGGAAAACAUAGAAGACAUUUACUACGUGUACAGGGAAAAUUCAGAUAUCUGCGACUUGAUCAUUAAGAGAUACCAUGAAAAUAUUUAUUUGAGCAUAUUUAACAACAUGCUGAUUAUUAUAAACCCCCACGAGUGCGUGCACGCCUUUUACAAAUUGGUGUUCAAAAGGAGGAAUAGAAAUAAUUAUAUAUUUAGUUCGUUCAUUAAUUAUGCCUUACAGAAGAAGGUGGGCAAAGGUGAGUCCGAAUUUGAAUCGCAGGAAAAUUCAGAUGAUGCUUCUGAUGACAAUUCCGGGGAAGAUGACAAAAAUGUGUUUAGCUACUUGUGGCAAAAAAAAAUGUUUCUGGGCAGAAGGAGCAUCUUCCAUUUUGACAAGUUCAAGAAGAGGAAAAAAAACUUAACGGAAUUGAAAAAAGAAUUAUAUGUCAAAAGCAACGAUGAAAUAGCGCACGUGCACAAAGAUAUUUUGGGCAAUUCUAGAAUAGAUUUUAACGAACUGUUCAACAUUAGGACCGACCCACGGGGCGCUUCUAUGGACGGUUAUGGUAGUGACUCCCUCAGCGGUUCUGCCGGGGGCACUCUCAGCGGAACGGUAAACGGAACUACAAAUGAUAUUGCCAAUGAUUCUGUUAGCGGUACUGGUAAUGGCUCCUUUGGGGGGCACACAAGCGAUGGCCUAGACCCGGGCAGUGCUGCUGCUUCCAACUCGGGAAAAAGCUGCGUACACAGCAGGAGCGGCUACCAACCAGGAAGUAUGUCCAAAAGGUCCACCAACCCCAGCAGAUAUAAAAACCUGGUUCAUUCCAAGGAUCCACACGUCAACACGUCAUAUCACGGGAACAAAUUAAUCUUCAUAUGUGGAGAAAAGAACAGCAACCAGAAUGUAGUAAGUACUUACUUAUUCAAGCAUGUAAUAAAGAAGGGAAAAAACAAAGCAUUAUAUCAUGCGUACAAAAAUGUUAUGAAUGUGCUUAACUUAUUUUUUAAUUACAAAUGCUACAACUUUAUCAUACAUCUCAGCAGCAAGAACAGGCUGCUAUAUUUCAAUGUCCUUCCGUGUUUUUUAACUGACAAAAGCAAUGUGACAAAUAUUUGCACCAAAAUAGGGAACUUCUUGGAAAGCCUAAAUUGGGCAGAUAAGCAGGACAAAAAGGGGGAAGCUAAAAGUAGCCACGCACAUGUUCGGGAGGAUCACCACAAAAUGGAUCACUCCGAAUGUAGCGGCGAUGGGGGAAGCAAAUCGGGCCGAGGGGAACAAGAGACAUCCAACAAAUAUGAGCACAGGAAGAAAAAAAAAAAAAAGAAAAAAAAAAAGGCACAAAGAGGGGGAGAAUUACAUGCAAAUUCGAAUAGCGACUCGGAUAGUACCAUUGCAGAUAGAACAAAGGAGAAGGAACAGCGACGGUCAAAAGGAAGAGGAAGCCAAGACGAAAUAUUUAACGUACCCUACAUAUUCUUUUUCCUUCUCGGAAGCAUCCUGCUGGAUAGCUCGAAUAAAUACUACAAGCACUUAAAAUUGCACCCACUUGAUAUAAGAAAAAUUUAUAAGAAUUAUGUAGACCCCCCUGCCGACAUAGAGAUAAAGGAAUCCGACAUAAGCAGGACGUUUGAUUAUUUCCUAGAACUAGGUUUCACAGAAGGAGAGAUCCUUUCAAUGAUUAAGUUAAACUUUGCACUCAUUUUUAUCAAUAUAUAUAUCUCUAUAAGGACAUGUUUGCACAAAAAUGAGGAAGAAACAUUAAACUUCCUGCAGCUGCAGCUGAUUAAUGUGCAGGACUAUAAAAAAUUAGUAACGUCAAACGCGAUAGACAGAGAGGGGACGAAAGCCUCACCGGAUUAUUCAAAACAGAGUUCUUUAAAUUUUUUAAAUUUUACAAAUGAGAAAUAUCUGAGCAGCGAUUUUAGCUCCUUUACGGAUGAAGAAAAAAGCAUAAAUUGCAUUAGGCAAGUUUUGCAGAAUGGGCAUUCUGAAGAAAAGGCAACCAGAGUGCGCAGACUCAAAAAUGGGAACAUGUACAACCGGUUGGAUCAGAAUUUGGAUAUACAUCUCAGCAAUGGAAGCCAUCUAAGAAUCGUUAAGGACGACACUGCAGCAAAAAGUGGGGAAAAAAAAAACGAUGAAUCCAAUAAGCAGGUGAAUAACAUGUACACAAAUACGACGAGCAGAAGUGGAAGGAGAAAAGGAUCUAAUUAUUUCAUAGUCUUCGCAGGACAUAUAAUGGAAGAAUACAUUUCUUUCCUACUAGGUGUAGAUUUAAAGGGGAUGAUCAAAAUUUUAAAUAAUCAGAUAAGGCUCAAAAAUUUAUGUUCCACUAUUUUUUUCAGAUUAAAAAUUAGGAUAAUAAAACAAAUUAAUGAGUACCUUAGAACUUACUUCCUUAAAGGUACCGUUGCUCACUCCUUGUAUGUGUAUAGCAAUAGUGGCCUCAGUGCAAACAUCUCGGAAGGAAACAAAAAUGCAAGUGGACAAAAAAAAUACAACAAUUUAUCCCAACUUAUUAACAACAUAUAUAACGAAAUACUGCACCAUUAUUAUUUGAAAAUGUCUACCUUCAACAUGGAUAGCUAUCUCGUACAUACAAUAAAAGCAUUAAACCUUUCGAGGGAAGAAAACUAUAACCCGGACUCCGCUAUAGGAAGCACUGUGGAGCAGUACAGACGACUCAGUGAUCACAUCUGUAGAGGUAGUAUAAUCAGUUCGUACGUUUCCCAAUUUGGAAAAGAUCCCAUCUUACAUUUGCUAGAAAAAUAUACAUACAAGUUUUUACACACCGUGGAAAAUUGCCAAGAGGUAAAGGGCAUAAGAUCAUCCGUUGUCCUAAAAGCGGAAUAUUACAAAAUGAUGUAUCUAUACUGUGUAGAAGUUUCACGUGUAGUGAAGCGCCUUACUGAGGGGGUUCAUUCCAGAAUGAUUUGUGAUCAAGGGGAUAGCGCCAAUAGUAGUGAUAGCCUCGAAUGUAGUGGCAGGCGCGAUCGUGGUGACCCCCCCGUGGGCACCAUCCAUUACAAGAAGGAUGAACGGAGAAAGGGUGAAAUAAAAUUGGCUGACGAGGAGUAUGCAGAAAAAAUGCUACUAAAGCUUAUGGAUAAGAUCGCCAAAGGUGAUAAAAAGGAGUGCCAUGUACGUGGAGGCAAUCUACCAGGAAGGAGAAAAAAAAUUUUUUCCAUAGUGCACUACAACGACGAAACGGUUACGUACCGAUGCAACAACAUGAUUCUGGAUAAUGCGGAAGAUUUUUGUGUAAUAAAUGACACUAUACAAAUUAUAGAGAAGAGUAAAAUGGAAUUUUUAAGAAAAUUAUUUUUCGAAAAUUCGUUCCCGCUAAAGAAUUUUAAGAGCAACUUUUUAUACGACGAAAUUUGCUUUUUCUCCAGUGUUAUAAAAAAUACAUACGAGAAAUUCUUCGUGCUCCUUUUAAAUGAGAGGGAAAGAACAAGACAAGAUACAUUCCUGGUGCCUAAGUACAUGACCAAAUAUGCCAGGGGCAAUGGCAGAGGUUUAAAUGCAUAUUAUGGCGGGAGAAGAUCUCACAGCAGCAGUAAUAGUCGUAGCGGUAGUAGUGAACACCGAAGUAAUAUUUUCAGGGAGGAUGUAUUUUUCCCCCCCUCUGCAAAUAGGCCAUUUUUUAGUGGCAUGACAGGAACAAGCAGAAAAUUUUUUCUCAAUUCUGCUACCACGUCAGGGGAAGAAAUCACCGACUUUUCUGAACUGAAUAAAAAAAUAAACAAGGAACAUAUCAAAUCUGUUAUAGACAUGCUAAAUUUGAAACAAAUUUUUAACUACCAGUUGAAGUAUCUGUAUCAUAGUUUGACCUGCCUAGAUUUUAUUAAGAAGUAUUUGCUCUUCUGCAUCCAUGUCAGCAGGGAUGGGGACUUAAUUAAGCUCGUCAAUUAUUACGAGCUUAGGUGCAAGAAGAAGAGGGAGAACAACAGCUGUGUCAGAGGUGCGGGGACGGCUGAACAGGGGGAAAAACACGAACACAUGGAAACUCAUACUAAUGUGCGUGAGACCGAUCGGGAAGGUGCAAAUGGGGAUGGAAGUGUUAAAGAAAGUGCUAAUGGAAAUGACGCAUCUAGCGUGGAUGAGAAUGUUGCUACUAAUCCAAGGGGAAACCUCCCUCCCAAUGCAAGUGGAAGCGUCUCUUCCAACCGAAGUGGGAAUGACGUCCACAGCUCAAGUGGAAGCAUUAAGGGAAACCUGAUCGGAGGACGGACUUCGAUCGACCAAGGGAGUAGCCUACAAAGUCAUGUAACCAAGAAGAAGGAAACCCCAAAGAACGCAGAAAGUUUUUACUACUUAAACUGCCUAAACCUUCAGGAUAAAAAAGAUUUGUGCACAAUAAUUUUGUACAACUUUAACAUAUCAAAAAACACGUUUUAUUUCCGUGAUUUUAUUUUCCUAAGUAAAUAUGUUUACUUUAUUUUAGAAAAUUUGAGAGCCAAGUAUGUAAAAUCGAUAGUGCCUUACGUGCGGAAAAUUGAGAAUUGCUACUUGUCGUACAAAAAUAGGAAAAUAAAAUUCUUCCUUAGAGACAAAAUUGUUAUCAUUCAAAACUACAUGAGGAGGUUCCUAUUUCUCGAAAGGGCAAAAACAAUGGAGAGAAGAAAAAACUUAUUGGUAUCAUUUAUACUAUUCUAUAGUUACAUUGUAAAAAAUAAAAACUUUGACGAAACGAAGGAGACGUUGGAGUUGUGCAAAGAAAACUUCAUGAAGAAUGAGAAGAAGCUAAUUCGACAUGCAGCCAGUGUGUAUAUACAAUCCUGGUAUAGAAAAAUAAUACAGCAAAGAAAAUAUAGAGAGUUAAAAAGGGAACAGUUUCAAAAAAAGGCCAUAGAAAAUAUUAACAGCGCCAUUAGAACAUAUCUCGUUCAGGUAAAAAUUGUACAAAAUUUAAAUGAAAUAGUUAUCCCUAACAAAGCUGCCGUUUUAAUUCAAUCCUACUUUAGAAGAUAUAUGUGUCUUACAAAUUUCCAGAAAAAACUAUUUUUAAAAAUUUGCUUCUUAUCUAUUAAGAGAAAGUACCUGUCUUACUCUAACGUCCUCACAAAGGUCAAUUACCAUUACUUGAUAAAAAAUAUAUACAGUAGAAAUAUCAUUCAGAGUCAGUUUAAAAUUCCAGAGGCGGCCAUUAAAAUUCAGAGUAACUACAAGGGGUAUGUAGUGAGGAAGCAGUUCAACAUGCUGAUGGAAGCCAUAUACUUCACACAGGCUUACAUAAACACAUGCAUAGAAAGAAUCAGAUAUAAUAAAAUGAAGAAAAGUAUUAUUCUAAUUCAAAGGUGGUGGAAAAAUUUUUAUAAAUUAAGAAGAAUUUUCUCACAAGCGCAGUUUAACAUGUACAGCAGUGAGUAUGACAAGAACAAGUAUUACUUUUUACAAAAAAAUAAUUUCCCAUUUUACAAGUAUUAUAUCUUGAAGGAAAAAAAAGCUCUGAAACUUUUGACCUAUCACAUUUUACUAAAACAGUGGUACUUUUUUUACUUUAAGAAAUUUCAAAAGAAAAAUCACCAGUUUAAUAUUGUGUUUAAUUUAAAAAUGCAUAAAAACGUCUCCCGUUAUUAUACUCUCCCGUGGGCAUACAAAAUUAACAGCAUUUUAAAAAUAAUUCACAUGGAACAAAUGUUCCAGAACUGCACUAAUAAUAGUCAGAAUACCAUUUUUAACAUUCCCGUUUUUGGGUCCAUACAAAUAUUCGUUGGGGGAACCCAUACCAUUCUGUUAAUCAGCCAAAGUGUUAUCAACGAGACUGUUGGUGAUGGUCAAGACGGGUUCACGACCACCGUGCGGAAGAGUAACACAUACGGGAAUCGCAAAAACUACUACGCCAAGUUUGUGUACAGCUUGGGUUCGAAUGACUACGGACAGCUCGGCUAUUACAAUUUGUUCGAGAAAAAUUUUAUCUACCACACGAGCGGCGCAGCAGGGGAGUCCCCUUGUGCAGCGGAAGGUAUACAGAAUAGUGUGGCGGGCAGCACAAUGGGUGACCUAGCAAAGACGCUUGUGAACGGUCAGGAGGAGCUCCUCCCCCCAGCGUGUUCGAAGCAAAUUCAGCCAGAAGGUAAAAACCGAGAAAGCAGCAAGGAUGUUAUGAACUUUUCAGAUAAUAGUCGAAGAAGAUGUAGCUCCACCUGCGAUACCACCAAAAGGGAAAGCACCUUCAGCAGUGUUGGACCCCCUCCAGAAGAAAACAAAACCACCGCUUCUGUCGUAGGAGGAAAUUCGAGACCUAACCCAAGCGGAAAAGGCAGCGCUUCACCCCACCUAAAGGAGAAAAACUACACAGAACACAGUCUAUGCAGCAAGUAUAAGAAAAAUAUCCAACAUUUAAUUUUCGAGCAUAAGCGUAAAUUCACAAUUGAUAAAAAACUUUUUUCGAACACCCAUGGGGGGGAGUCCAUGCAGGACAUUGUAGAUUACCAAAUAAUAGAUAAAAAAAAUGCUAAGGGGGAAAAUGAAAAAAUCGUGGAAUUCACCAAAGUGGUAAGUGAAACAAAUAAAAUUGCAAGCAUCAGUUGUGGAUCUGAACAUACAUUAGCUCUAUCAGAAAAUGGAAAUGUAUACUCCUGGGGAAGUAACCUAUUUGGACAGUGUGGGCAAAAAUAUGAAAGAAGUAUAGUAAGAUAUCCUAAAAUAAUAAAACAUUUUUUAAAGAACAAAAUUAAGAUUAAGAAUAUUAGUUGUGCAUCCUAUCAUAGUGGGUACAUUUGUAGAAAGGGUGAUCUCUACAUGAGUGGCAAUUUCUUUUUUAUCAACUUGAAAUAUUUUCAAGAAAAUGUGUACCAACCCGUGUUCCUAAUAUCUGGGUGUCAUUCAAUUCUUUGUAAUGACAGCUACAAUGUGUGCCUGCGGAGCGAUAGAAGUUCCUUAUACAUUUGGGGGAACAAUUACAAAUGCAUCUUAGGGUUAAAUAAAAAGAAGUUAAGAAACCUCGAUGAAAUAUCCAUCUACCCGUUGACUUUCCUUUCGCCAAACAUUAGCGUUAUCAAAAUUGCAUGUUCGGAUAAUUUUGUCUGUCUCAUUGCAAAGCCUGGGAACACUAAACAUUCAGUGUACAUGUGGGGACAAUUUGCGCUUAUCGAAAAGAGCGAACAGAAAUCUUCCCCCGUAGUCAGUAACACAUUUAACGUUUUUAACAAAUUCAGAAUUAAACCUAAGGUGAACAAUUUGCAAAGCCCAGAUCCGGGGAGUGAAAAUAAAGGUGGUGACGCCGCCGUUACACGAGGGAAAAUAAUAUUCAUUGCGAACCCAUCCCCCGUUCAUGACCCUUUGUGGGAUGCUGUGGAAGCGAUUGACGUCUGUUGUGACUUGGACGAAAUUCUGGUCCUAAUGAACAACCUCUGCUUGUACGGAUUCAGCGCAGUUGAAAUUAUCAGCAGUGAUGAUAAAAAAGAGAAAAAGAAGGAAACGAAUUUAUCUUACUCCUACUACGGAAGAAGAGAGAUGGAGCAAAAAAAGGAAAAAAAAAUCAUCUACGAAGAACCAGAAAUAUACGAUAAUAUAAAACUUUUAACCCCAUCCCUAUACAUGUUUAAAUAUUUCAAGCCGUCCUACUUCAACAUAAAGAAAAUUACUUGCAGUUACAAUAGGAACAGCUUAUCAAUUAUGAAUGCAGCAAUGGGCGAAUACGAAAUUCCCACUGUUGUCAAAAAGAUGGAAUUCGUCACCCCCUCGGGUGAUGUAAUGCAAUUCCCGGAAAAAAUACGAGAGGCCAUAUUAGCCAAAGCGAAAAGGGAGUCCAACAAAUGGAUUAAGUCAAACGAUGAUCCCUACAUAAACCAUUUCCUAAUAAAAAAUUCAAGCGACUCGGACAGUGUUAAUUGA